This is a messenger RNA of Pristis pectinata (smalltooth sawfish), 1933 nucleotides long. RefSeq names its product CDK5 regulatory subunit associated protein 3 (gene cdk5rap3). Gene Ontology annotation, biological process: regulation of cyclin-dependent protein serine/threonine kinase activity; regulation of mitotic cell cycle. NCBI's taxonomy places the organism in Eukaryota, Metazoa, Chordata, Chondrichthyes, Rhinopristiformes, Pristidae. The coding region runs from base 69 to 1577 and encodes 502 amino acids. The transcript has 14 exons. The record is from RefSeq and is a predicted model, not a curated record. Gene Ontology annotation, cellular component: endomembrane system.
GAUUGGGUGUCGCGGCUGAGGGAAGGACACGUGGCCAUAGGGGGUGCCGGAGGGCCUGAAGCGGCGGGAUGGAGGAACAGAGGAAAUUACCAAUUGACAUACAGACCAGCAAACUCCUGGAUUGGCUGGUGGAUCGGAGACACUGCAAACUGAAGUGGCAGAGCUCAGUGCUGACUGUCCGGGAGAAAAUAAACAACGCCAUCCAGGAUAUGCCAGAGAAUGAGGAGAUCAAACAGCUCCUGUCCGGAUCAUAUAUUCAUUAUUUCCAUUGCUUGAGAAUUGUAGAGAUUCUCAGAAGAACAGAAGCAUCGACAAAGAAUAUUUUUGGUGGUUAUUCUUCUCAACGGAUGAAGGAUUGGCAGGAAAUAGCGUCUUUGUAUGAAAAAGACAACGUCUAUUUAGUUGAAUUGGCCAGUUUCCUGGUGCGUAAUGUGAAUUACGAGAUCCCCUCACUGAAGAAGCAGAUCAGCAAGUGCCAACAGCUGCAGCAGGAAUACAGCCGCAAGGAGCUGGAUUACAUCAACAACGCAGCCAGUCUGCGGGAGAAGUUCUUCAGCUCCUGCAAGCAGUUUGGAAUAACGGGCAAAGAUGUCCUACAGGAGCUGCUCUCCCUGUGUAAGGACCUCCCUUCUGCCCUCGAUGAUAUCGCUGAGGGAGCCAGAAAUCUCACAGAUGUUAUACAGUUGUAUGAAGCCUGUGUGGAGUUUGUUUGUGGCCGAGUCCCUGAGCCCAUCGUUCCGCUGCUGAAGUACAUUCAGACCAAAGGAAACACAACUGUCUACGAAUGGAGAACAGGAUUGACACCAACGGCCAUCGAGCGGCCAGUCAGCAGGGAAUGUGCAGAGACACCACCAGCAGAGGACACGGACACUAUUGACUGGGGAGACAGUGGUAUGGCUGGAACUGAGGAGGCUGGUGAGAUCGACUGGGGGAUCUCAGUGGAGGGAAGUGUGGAGUUGAAUGGCCAAGAACAAGGAGCUGUCAUUGACUGGGGAGAUAACACAAGCGGUGCUGUUGAAAUCAAUGUGGUGGAGUCUGGUGAUGAAGGUGAUGGAGUGGCAAGGGGGAAUGACGCUCUCACAAUCCUGGAAAAUACAGAAACCAGAAACCAGUUUAUUAAUGAGCUCAUGGAGUUACAGGUCUUCCUGACCCAGCGACUCACAGAGAUGAGGGAGGAGGCAGACAUCCUCUCCAUAAACCAGUUUCAAACUGCUCCUGCCGCCGUCCAGAGCCAGGAUGUUGCUAAGAUCACUGCCAUGUUGACACUGGUGGGUGAUCUCGUCCAGAGACUGACUGUGGUGAAGAUGCGGCACUUGCUUCUGAUCCAUGCCUCUCCCAGGUACGUCGACCGUGUGACUGAACUCCUUCAGCAGAAGCUGAAACAGGCAGAGGCAGUGGGAGAAAAGCAACACGUCAUGGUUCGGAAGAGACAAGAGUCUCUGGAAGAGCAGGCUGACCUCGAGCCUAAACUAGACCUUCUCAUCCAGAGAACGAAAGAGCUUCGGAAGCUGAUUGAGACAGAUAUCUCCAAGCGGUAUCAGAACCGGCCUGUGAACCUGAUGGGUGUCCUUGUCUAAUCUGUCCACACGACGCUGGGGGAUAGCCGACACUUCAUGCAUUUAUUUAUUUGUUACUUGCUUGUGGAGUUAACCGUUCACACCGAAGUAGAUGGAAGAUUGGACCACGUGUUUAACACAGAAUAUUCUGGAACUGUUGCCGCAGACAUACUUUGGUAAUUCUUAGGCUUUUGGAGUUUGGGUUGCCAUCCUCUCUGUAGAGAUGGAAGAAUUUAGAAACCUUUUUGAAUACACAAAGUGUAACAGGGUCGAUAUUUGUUAACAUUUUGUAACUAACUGGAUGAAAUUCUGUUUUCUUCUCGUGGGGAGAAUUGGAUGGUUCAUGUGUGAGUUGAUGAGUAAAGCUACAAGCUCCA